This is a messenger RNA of Dendrobium catenatum, 2238 nucleotides long. RefSeq names its product DEAD-box ATP-dependent RNA helicase 38. The transcript is spliced from 9 exons. The coding region runs from base 313 to 1911 and encodes 532 amino acids. Gene Ontology annotation, biological process: poly(A)+ mRNA export from nucleus. Gene Ontology annotation, molecular function: RNA helicase activity; ATP binding; RNA binding. The record is from RefSeq and is a predicted model, not a curated record. Gene Ontology annotation, cellular component: cytoplasmic stress granule; nucleus. NCBI's taxonomy places the organism in Eukaryota, Viridiplantae, Streptophyta, Magnoliopsida, Asparagales, Orchidaceae.
GGUUUGCCUUUCAUCCUCUGUUUUCGUCCUUGCUGCUCGGCUUCGUUGCUUUGCAGGAGGUGUAUAGAUUGCACGCGUCGCUUCUUCGGCUCCUUCCUUGCUAUUCGACUUCGCUCCUUCUACGACUUUCCCUCCUGUCCGAUCGGAAGUUACGACAUUUUGAUCGGAAGCAAGAACAGGAGCUCGCUAGCUGUGAAGGAUUUAGUUCAAAUAUUGCCUAAAUCUGGCCUAAAUCCCGCAUCCAAACAGACCCUAAGUCCGUCAUCCAUUGCUUCGUUCUUCCGAAAUCCGCACCUUGAUCGGUUUAUUCUAAUGGCGGACGACAGCAGCUCAUCGGCCCCUACGAAGACCGAGAAGAAGUCCUGGGCUGACGAGGAAUCCGACGAAGAAGUCACAUCACCUGCCGAUCCGCCCCUAGGCGGCAGUAAAGAUGUGGAGCAGUUGGAGCUCAACAAGAUCGCCCUAGGCGGCAGUAAAGAUGUGGAGCAGUCGGAGCUCAACAAGAUCGCCCUAGGCAGUAGUAAAGAUGUGGAGCAGUCGGAGCUCAACAAGAUCGAGUCCCUCUCCAUAUCCGAGGAUAAGGGCAAAGAAAAGGAUGAGGAUAGGGAUGGCGGGGAUGGGCUGCUUGACAACCCGGAGGAUUCAAACAUCAAAGCUGUUACGACUGGGGAUUCAGUUUAUUCAUCGGCCACGCGUUUUGAAGAUCUGAAUCUGUCAAAGGACUUGCUUAAGGGAAUAUAUACGGAGAUGAGAUUUCACAGGCCUAGCAAGAUUCAGGCCAUAAGCCUUCCAAUGAUCCUCACCCCACCGUAUAAGGAUUUAGUUGCUCAGGCUCAUAAUGGUUCAGGAAAGACUACAUGUUUUGUGCUUGGUAUGUUGAGUCGGGUUGAUCCCAACAAAAAAUUGCCUCAGGCUAUGUGUAUUUGUCCUACGAGGGAACUAGCCCAGCAGAAUCAAGCUGUUCUUUUAAAGAUGGGAAGGUUCACAGGCAUAACAUCUUUUCUGGCUAUCCCUGCUGAUUCUGCUAAUUAUGUCCCAAUCUCUAAAUUGCCACCUGUGACUGAUCAAGUGGUGAUUGGCACUCCGGGUACCAUCAAGAAGUGGACAUCGGCUAAAAAGCUGAGCACUAGAGAAAUUAAGAUUCUUGUUUUUGAUGAGGCAGAUCACAUGCUAGCUGAGGAUGGUUUCAGGGAUGAUUCUUUGAGGAUUAUGAAAGAGAUACAAAGUAGCAGCACAGCAGGCUGUCAGGUACUUCUGUUUUCUGCCACAUUUAAUGAUGCAGUCAAGGAAUUUGCAUUAAGGGUUGUUAAGAAUGGAAAUCAGUUGUUUGUGAAGAAAGAAGAGCUCACACUUGAUAAAGUGAAGCAAUAUAAAGUUUACUGUCCUGAUGAACUUGCCAAAAUUGAUGUCAUAAAAGAUAAGAUAUUUGAGUUUGGGCAAAAGGUGGGGCAAACUAUAAUAUUUGCGCAUACAAGGAAUAGUGCCAGAAUGUUACAUCAGACAUUAUCCAAAGAUGGGUACGAGUGUACAGCAGUUCAGGGCGCCUUGAGUCAAGAACUUAGGGACAAGAUUGUCAAGGAAUUCAAAGAUGGAUUGACAAAAGUCCUCAUAACAACAGAUCUCCUUGCUCGAGGCUUUGAUCAAGCACAGGUUAAUUUGGUUAUCAACUUUGAUCUUCCUGUUAAGCAUGAUUUCCCGUCAGAGCCUGAUUAUGAAGUUUAUUUGCAUAGAAUUGGUAGAGCUGGACGUUUUGGACGCAAAGGUGCUGCAUUCAACUUGAUGUGCAGUGAAAGGGACCGGAUGCUCAUGGAGAAAAUUGAGCGCCAUUUUAACCACACUAUACCAGAGGUAGAUAACUGGCGAAGCGAGGAAGAUUUUGAAAAAGCUCUCAAAGACGCUGGUUUGCUAUAGAACUUUUUGUAAAAAAAAAGUCUACGUUGCUACAACUGGAAUGCUUUUCUACUUACUAUAUCAUCUUUGUGGAUAGUUUGCAUCAAUUUUGACCUUAAGAUUAAGAGGGAAUAAGGGGGGAAACAGACUUAUUUAUGUAAAAUUUAGGUUAUCCAAUAUGUGUUACAUCAACUAUUAUUCCUUUUGUCGCCAAGGGGUCUAUUUCCUUGGGCUUUAGACUCGCUGUUCUUUUCCUUAGUUCUUUGAGGUUUCAUGGCCUGAAUCACGUUGUACAUUGAAAGAAGUGGUAUUCACUCAUUAUCAGAAGUGAGCUUUGUUGAAUUUGAA